Molecule: messenger RNA, 2021 nt
Organism: Megalobrama amblycephala (Wuchang bream)
Lineage: Eukaryota; Metazoa; Chordata; Actinopteri; Cypriniformes; Xenocyprididae
Exons: 11
Coding region: 66-2021 (651 amino acids)
Source: RefSeq, a predicted model, not a curated record
CUUCUCUUCCUUUGUCUCUCUGUCUUUUGACUUUUCUUUGAUUAUUUCUCUUUCUCAUCUUCAAUAUGGCAUCUUGUCAAAACUCAGGUUUUGACCAAUUAUGUCAGGAAGCUGCAAUUAUUACAAGGGAACUUGAACUCAAAGCUGCCAGUGCUGCACUUGAAGCAGCUACCAAGGAGGCUGAAGAAAUUCUACAAACCUUCAACCCUCCACCACUGAAAAAGAAGACCAAACAAGCCUGUAGCACUCGUGUCAGACCAGUCUCUUUUGUAGAGAGGGAUGAGUUUGGGCAUCUUGUGCCAAAACGGAGAAGGCCAAAACUCACCAAGGCAAACAUUUCCAAAUCUACAACGAUUAACAGUCCAGCUAUGUCAUCUUUGGAGUCUGGGCAAGUAGACAUUGAUCAUGGUGAAGUUCCAUCACAGCCUUCUCACACUGUUUGGCCAGCAGUUGAAGAUAUAGAAACUCUUCAUCAAGAGGUAGAGGAUCUGUUGGCUGAUACUGGAGACAUUCAGUGCUCAAAUCCGACCUCCUCAAACACAUGGUCAGUUCGCAUGGCCCAGGCUAAAAAGAAGUGGGCAGCUUUGAGGCCCGAGAUGGUGGAAUCUUUAUUAACAGCUGAGUACACAGAGAUCAGACCGUGCCAGCACUGCCAACUGAAGCGAUCUGUUAUCCGCUGUAAAGACUGUGUUCCUAAACAGCUGUACUGUGCAGACUGCGAUAUAUUGGCCCAUGAAAGGAAACUGCACAACCGAGAGACAGAUGUAGAGGGAUUCUUUCGGGCCAUAUCCCCGUCUACUUUGGUGAAGGUGGAUAUUGACGACCAAUUCCAUUUUGAGGAAAAAGAUUGUCUUUUGCCUCUAGAGACACCUGAUCAAAUUUGCAGCUGCGCCACUGAUACCAUUGUGGUGUCAGGAGGUAAAAAGGCUAUUCUCAUUGGAAUUGAUGGUCGCUACAACGUCAGCUUGCCAACCUUCACAUGCUCAACAUGCCAUAUGAGCAGAACGACCAGCAUCCCACACCUGAUCAAGUCUGGUUACUGGCCUGCCACAGCAAGCUGUGAAACACUUUAUAAAAUUGAUGUGUUUGUGUCAUACGACCACAUGAAAUUGACUGCUCCUGGACUUUCUAGACAGUCCUUCGUCAGUUUAUUGGAACAGCGGACGGAGUUCUUUGGCCGAGAUGGAAAGAUCUGCACAGAUGCUUUUCAAAGAAGUUUUUUCGAAUGGAGAUACUGCCAGUUCCAAAUUGAUCAGCUCUGUGGACUGAAAGUGUUUGAGUGUCCAGCCUGUUCUCCAUUUAUGCUUGCUGUGUCAGUCGAUGGUAACAGGAAAUUGUAUCGCUUCAAAAGAGGGGCUGAAGAUCAUGGUCUGUUCAAGGGUGUCUUUGUCUGUGAGGAUGAAGAUGUUUCCAAGUUCGUGGACUACAUUAAUAAGAAGACAAAGCACUCCGCUGGAAAAGGUGUCUGUGGAUCGAGUCAGUGGACUGCAGCACGGGAGUCCAUCCCAAAGAAAAUCAACAAGCUGGAUGAGGAGGGGAUGGAGGUGGCUGUCUGUCGGCAUGGUGUGCUGCUGAGAAGUCUGAACAUGAUGAGGGGGGAAAUAUUUGCAUAUCCGUUGUUUCUCCAAAAGGAGCUGACGCCAAGGAAUGUUCAGUUCAUGUGCACUGACGUAAUAUGCAAGUACUGGCCAUACCUGCAGAGAGUUGUUAAUGAUUGUCCAGAGCUUUCUCCUCUCCUGCACAUGAAGCCAUUCCUGUCAGUGAUGCAUGCAAAGGCCCACUCUUGGAAAUGUGAGAUUAAGUGGGGUGGCCGAAACCAAGAAGGAGCAGGCACCACCUUGGGUGAAGAGGUGGAACAAGUAAACAGCUUCUUGUCGAGAACUGCUAUAUGCAGUAAAUACAUGACCAAAGGAGGUAAGUGCAUAACUACAAACAUAUUCAAUGCAAAGUUACCUAAUGGGACUCAAAAAAUCCAUUCAUUUUUAAAUGGCAUUAGUAUUAAACUUUUACCUGACACUUGA